CGGAGCGUCGGGCGCGGCGGGGCUCAAGGCAUCUGAGGGCUCUCUCCCGGCGUCGGGCUCUGGGCCGCCACCGCCACCUCGGCUCCUGCCGGCGCAGUCGCCUCUCCCGCCCACCCCUCGCCAUGUCCGAGGAUCUGUCGGCGGCCACGUCCUACACGGAAGAUGAUUUCUACUGCCCUGUCUGUCAGGAGGUGCUCAAGACGCCGGUGCGGACCGCGGCCUGUCAGCACGUUUUCUGUAGAAAAUGUUUCCUGACUGCAAUGAGAGAAAGUGGAAUACACUGUCCCUUAUGUCGUGGAAGUGUGACUAGAAGAGAAAGAGCAUGUCCAGAACGGGCCUUAGAUCUUGAAAAUAUCAUGAGGAGGUUUUCUGGUAGCUGCAGAUGCUGUUCAAAAAAGAUUAAAUUCUAUCGCAUGAGACAUCAUUACAAAUCUUGUAAGAAGUAUCAGGAUGAAUAUGGUGUUUCUUCUGUCAUUCCAAACUUUAAGAUUUCUCAAGAUUCAGUAAGGAGCAGUAAUAGGAAUGAAACAUCUGCAUCUGAUAACACAGAAACUUAUCAAGAGGAUACAAGUUCUUCUGGGCAUCCCACCUUUAAGUGUCCCUUAUGUCAAGAGUCAAAUUUCACCAGACAACGUUUAUUGGAUCACUGUAAUAGUAACCACCUAUUUCAGAUAGUUCCUGUGACAUGUCCUAUUUGUGUGUCUCUUCCUUGGGGAGAUCCUAGCCAGAUUACUAGAAAUUUCGUUAGUCAUCUAAAUCAAAGACAUCAGUUUGAUUAUGGAGAAUUUGUGAAUCUUCAGCUAGAUGAGGAAACCCAAUAUCAAACUGCUGUGGAAGAGUCUUUUCAAGUAAACAUGUGAUGUGUAUAGACAUCUCUGCCUCCUUGCAACCUACAAGUGCCAUCUUUAAGGAGAAGACAUGAAGUCACCGUUUUCAGUAAUUUGCUGUGCAUAUUAAUAAAAAUAAUAAUUCAGUCUACUGUAUUAGGCUUUUAAUUGAAAAUUAAGGGUGGGCCACCCUAAUUCCAUUCUCUAGACAGUUACGGUAACAGCAUGGAAAGGGUUGUAUUUCAUUUGUGUGGCAAAAAGGGAAUCUCUGUUGUCUUUUUUUUUUUCCUUGUAUUACAUAUUCUGAAUGUUUCAUUAAGUUGUUUUUGAUAUUUGAUACAGUUCCUUCUAUUUAGUACAGAGAUAACAGCAAAUUCUGAACGGUGUGAUUCCUAUAACUAAUAAACCUGAGCCAUUUGUCAGAACUGCAGAUUGGAAACUUGAAGUGCUAAGUGGGAUAAUCCAAAGGGAUUUUUAAAAAGUAUAUAGAUUCUAGCUGAGGAAUUCAACAAUAAGAAAAUUGUAUUUAUAUAUUGUUUAGUAUUUUUGAGGACUAGUGAGCUUUCUUUAAUAGUUUUUACUUUGAAAGUGUAUUGUACAAAUGUUUCUUCUUUUGCUAUUAGAAGAACCUAUCAAGAGAAGAGAAAAAGUUUUCAUUGGUGGUUAGUUUGUUAUUUCAAUCUAGGUUGAGUAAUUUGUAAGCCUAAAUGUGUUAUCCAACAGUUCUUUGUAGUCAGUAUUUCUCACUAGCUGAUGAAACUUUUUAGCCAGUGAAUGAUACAUUCAAUUAGUUUUUUAAAAAUCCAAAGUUGCAAAUGUAUGUGGAUAUGUACAUAGACUUUUGCAUGUAUAUAUACACAUAUAUAUCUUUGCCUAGAGUUUGUCAGGUUAUGUAUAGAAUUUCUAUUAAAGAGUUUUAAUAAUGGACAAGCAAUAUAGGAUUGAAGUAUUUAUCUCAUUCGUUUAAAUUUUUGUAUGUUACCAAGUUUUUAAAACAGUAAGCCAAAUACUACGUGGUACAGUUGGCUGUUAUUACACCUGAAAAAUGUGCUAAAUGGUGCUUACUUGUUGUGUUUGAAAAUGAUGCAUAGCUCCUGUGUCGUGAGAAAUUUUACCAGCUACUGUUUCACUACAUUUUAGUCAAGACAAAGUUUGUUCAUAAUCUUUGGUAUAAAGUAUUGUAGAGAAGGCCAACUCAUAGAGUAAAGGGUGAAGGGGAAAUUCUGACAUUCCACGCUAACAUAACACUGUUAUGUUUUCUUUAAAAUAACUAAAUGCAAAAGAAAAUCUCUGAAGUAGUUUGCUGCUAAUAUAUACAUAUAUUGUAAAAAAGGUAUAUUUUGAUUUUCUUAAUACCCUUGUUGUCUUUUCUACAAUGAACAUUUUUUAACUUGAUUUAAUAAAAAUGUUAAUUUUGGAUGUGCAGUUUUGUAAAAACCUUUUUCAGUUAAACAGUAAUGACUAUUUAUGUUCAGUAAUACAGACUCAGAUGAAGCCAUACAUCUUAAUGCCUUUUUUCUGUUUCUUGAGCGUGAUGUUUACUGUGUUCUCUAGCACUGUUGACAUACAAGAGUGUAAUUCUAGGAACUCUUUAAAAGGAGACUUCUAUCCACAGUUCUCCAGUUUAAAGCAAUAACUUGGGCACUUUUAAAGUUUUAUUUAGCCAGUGUGUUUCUAAAUCAUCCUGGGCUGUACAAACUUAAAGGGAAGCUUAUAUUAGAGAUCAUUUUGGAGACCUGUUUUGAAGUCUUAUGGAUGAGUUAAAUAUUAAUAUAUCAAUAGCUUUUUCAUGAGAAUUAUCUUUUUUUUGCAUUAGUAACUUCUUGAGUAUGAAGAAAAACUUUUAAAUUCUUCUUUUGUCAGUGGAUUAAGAACAAAGAUUGACUUUAUAAUUCAUGUGUGGAAAACCCUCAGUAGUCUUGUUUAGUAGCUAUCAGGCUAAAGGAGAGGAGCUGUGGCAAUAUGCUGACACAUCAGUUUCACAGUACAGUGAGGAAAGCCACUUUUCUCCUUCAACUUAGUUUAGUUUAUGUCCAGAAAUAUGGUGUUAAUUGAGAUGUAUUGCUUUAUUUUUCAAUUAAAAAUGGUUUUCUCCUA
Grammomys surdaster is the source of this 2924-nucleotide messenger RNA. RefSeq names its product ring finger protein 138 (gene Rnf138). The record is from RefSeq and is a predicted model, not a curated record. NCBI's taxonomy places the organism in Eukaryota, Metazoa, Chordata, Mammalia, Rodentia, Muridae. The transcript has 8 exons. The coding region runs from base 123 to 860 and encodes 245 amino acids.